Molecule: messenger RNA, 2448 nt
Organism: Monodelphis domestica (gray short-tailed opossum)
Lineage: Eukaryota; Metazoa; Chordata; Mammalia; Didelphimorphia; Didelphidae
Product: methyl-CpG-binding domain protein 1
Biological process (GO): negative regulation of transcription by RNA polymerase II; DNA methylation-dependent constitutive heterochromatin formation
Cellular component (GO): nucleus
Molecular function (GO): methyl-CpG binding; zinc ion binding
Source: RefSeq, a predicted model, not a curated record
CGUGGCGGGGCGGGGCCGGAUUUCCGGUUCCGGGUCCAACAAGCAGAACACUUGCUGCUGGGUUACGGAGCGCCUGAGAAGCUGGCUUGGAUCAGGGCCGCCAGGCCCCCCCAGCGCGCCAUGGCCCCCAAAGACGGCAGCUGAGCCGAGGCCGGACUGCGCUGGACCCGGAGCCCUCCGGCCGAGGCGGCCAUUUCGCCCCCUCCCGCUGCUGACCCCCUUGGGCCUCAGUUUUCCCCCUUUGCCAACAUGCGGGUGGCGGCGCAAUGCCUUUGCCUUCUGGUCCGGGGCUCCUCCGGGCAGCCGAUCCCCCUCUGAGAAGGCCUGCCCGACCCCACCCCACCCCACCCCGCCCCGCCCAGCAGGCAGCCACCUCCUGCGCCUACGACUCUCUUUCCCUCCCUCCCCCCCUCCCUCCCCUCAUGGCUGACGACUGGCUGGAUUGCCCCACGCUGGGCCCAGGCUGGAAGCGCCGGGAAGCCUCCCGGAAAUCGGGGGCCACCUGCGGCCGGACGGACACCUAUUAUCAGAGCCCCACUGGAGAGCGAAUCCGAAGUAAGGUGGAACUGACCCGCUUCUUGGGCCCCGACUGUGACCUCAGCUGUUUUGAUUUCAAACGUGGGGUUCUACAGUAUUUGCCCACCAAGGUGUCUCCUCCAAAGAAGAAGAGGCCAGCCCGGCUGGAGAGCCGCCCUCUGGAGCCCCCAGGAACCCCCACCGCCUCGGCCUCCAGGGCCCAACCCAAAUGGUGUGAAAAGUGCGGCGCCCGAAUGUCGGGGGACAGUGCCCGUCGGCAGCGCCUCAGGUUUCUGUGUAAAGGCUGCCGAGCCCAGAGAAAUGCCUUCAACCGGGAGCAGAGAAUGUUCAAGAGAGUGGGCUGCGGCGACUGCAAGGCCUGCCGGGUGACUGAAGACUGUGGUGCCUGCCCUGCCUGUGUUGCACAGCUGGCCCAGCCUGGUGGCUCUCAGCUUCCUCGAAGCCAGUGUGUCCAGCGCCGCUGCCUCAAGAUUGUCAAUAAGACCUUUGGCUGUGGUCUCUGUUCUGGCUGUCAAACCAAGGAAGACUGCGGGACCUGCCGAAUUUGUGAGCGCAGAGGGAGGCCGGGCCUCAAAAGGCGAUGGAAAUGCCUUCAGCGGCGCUGCCUCAGGAGUCAGAUGAAGAAGAAACCCAGAGGGUUAACUGCCAGGAAGCACCCAGGCAGGCGGCGCCGAGGCCCAGUGCCACCGCUGCUGCCCCCACCCCAUUCUCCAGCUGAAGCUGUUGGCCCUUCAGGCACUGCUCAGCACUACUCCAGCCGACGGCAGAACCGCCAUUGUGGGGCAUGUGCCACAUGCCUACGCCUUGUGGACUGCAGCCAGUGCGACUUCUGCCAAGACAAGCCCAAAUUUGGGGGCUGUAACCAAAAGCAUCAGAAGUGCCGGUGGAGGCAGUGCCUUCAGUUUGCCAUGAAACGACUGCUACCUUCAGCCAGGUGGGACAGCCCUGCUGUAGAGGGGGCAGCUGCACCUCUGUGCUGGCCACGCCAUAGGAAGGGUACCUUGCUUAACCAGGCCUGCCAGCCAGGUUGGCCCAAAUCUGGGGGCCAGAGGCUGGUUUCUGAGGCACUCAGCAGUGACCUCGAGGAGUAUGAGCGCCCAGGCCUUGGGGCCCCGGUGAAGGAGGAGGUGGAGGGUUACGAGGCCCAGACUCCUGACACUCUUUCCUCACCCCCUGGAGGCUCCUCUCCUAGCUUCCCCAGCAAGGGAGCUAAUCAGGUGCAGCUCCAGCACUCUCCAAAACAAGAAGGGGAAGGGGAAGUCGAGGCAGCUGCUAGCACUCCUGUGAUCAUGGAGAUUUACAGUUUGAGUGGAGCUAUUCCGGCAGUGGCAGCGGAGCCCUGUGGAGGCCUAGACAGUGUCCUGCAGGAGUUUCUGGUGGAGCUGAAUGAGUUGCCCUUGCCUGCCCACUGGGAGGUCCUGCCGCCCAGGGGGCCAGAAUUGUGUAUCACCCAGCGGUCCCCCUUGUCAACGGUGGCCACUGCAGUCAUCCAUAUUCAGGCUGGCCUCUACUUUCACGUGAUGGUGCAGGAUGUCCCUGUGCCACCCACCCAUGAGCUCUACUCAGCCCACCCGUUGCGGCUCACCACUGUGGAUGAGGUCGUUGAGCUCAUCUGCGACCUGGAGGCCUACUGCCUGUGCCCUGGUCGGGGUGCUCAGUCCCCCUACUGCGCUGUCCUCGUGUACCAGGGCAUUUGCGAGGCCUGCAGCCUUAGGGAGCAGCACUGAGCGCCCUACUGCGCUGCAUAGGAGUCCAUCUACACUGGAAAGACCAAGGGGAGGAUGGACUGUUCUGAGGAUCCCCACUUGCUCCUGAGAGAACUGUGUCCCUGUUGUCUGCAGGGCCAGAAGCCAAAGCAUUGGCUUUGUGUACCUUUAUUUUUCUAAAUAAAUAAACUGGUUACAACGCUCA